This is a messenger RNA of Microthlaspi erraticum, 2115 nucleotides long. Lineage: Eukaryota; Viridiplantae; Streptophyta; Magnoliopsida; Brassicales; Brassicaceae. The record is from the annotation of a GenBank genome assembly.
AUGCGAACUCGAUCGAGUCGGUCUACAGAGGACUUGGUCGAGCUAGACUUUACAACGGGUAGAAAGAGGGUUCAGAGGUCACAGAGGGUACAAGAGGAACCUGAGGUGCUUGUUGCUGAUACAAUGGAUGUACCAGAGGGGAAUGGAAACCCUUUGGGCAAUGGACUCGGUCGAGCUAGGCAAACUCGACCGAUUGGUCAAGGAGAUGCUCCAAACCGCCACCAACAGAGACAAGGGAUUGUUCCACCACCAGUGCAGAACCACAACUUUGAGAUCAAGCUGGGAAUGAUCAACCUUGUUCAGAACAAGAUGUUCCAUGGAUUGCCAAGUGAAGACCCCAUUGACCACCUUGAUGAGUUUGAUAGGCUUUGUGAUUUGACAAAGAUCAAUGGUGUCUCUGAAGAUGCCAUCAAGCUGAGACUCUUUCCUAUGUCUCUAGCUGACAAAGCUCACCAAUGGGAGAAGAGCUUGCCCCAUGGCACAAUCACCACUUGGGAUGAAUGCAAGAAGGCCUUUCUUGCUAAGUUUUUCUCCACCGGUCGCACAGCCAAGCUUAGAGGAGAGAUAUCCAGCUUCAUCCAGCGAAACAAUGAGACAUUCGCAGAGGCUUGGGAGAGGUUCAAAGGGUAUAGGGAGAUGCUAGACACAGCUAGCAAUGGGAACUUCCUCAACCAGGAUGUAGAUGAUGGCUGGCAACUUGUGGAGAACAUGGCCAUCUCAACAGAAUGCUAUGGAGACAAUUAUGAUAGCAGACUGGAGCUCGACCGCACUCGAUCGAGCUGGAGCCAGAUGAGAAAAGACAUGCUUGCACUCUCGAAGAAGGGGAGGAGCAACAACAUACAAGCACUCAAAAAGGAAAACCAUCUAUGGUCACACAUACCAGGCAGGGCUUACAACAAUCCACACAGAUCCAACCAGCAAGGGCACCUCCAAGUUUCCACCAGGAUUCACCAAUGCCAUACCCAAACCAAGCCAAGAUUGGGAUAUGAAGGAUAUGCUCCAACAACUCCUUACAAGGGCAAGCCAAAGUGCAUCAUCCUCUUCACCACAAGAGUAUGCCCAAGCAGUUACACUAAGAAGUGGGCGACAAUUCCAAGCAGAGGUAGCCCACCCCAAAUCGCUGUGGACAUCGAUGACGAGGAAGGGGAGGAUUUAGUCGAGUAUGCUGACUCCCGGCACCGAACUCGAUCGAGCUGGAACAAAACCCUGAACCAGAACUCGAUCGAGCUGGAGAAACCGAGACUGCAAGACAAACCAGAGCUCGAUCGAGCUGAGAAGAGAACAGACAAAGCAAGCUCCAGCCAACCAGCUAAACCUGUUGCAAAGAAGAAAGACACUCCAGCAGGACCACCACCAUACAAACCCCCUCUGCCCUUUCCAGGAAGGUUCAAGAAACAACUGUUGGAAGCACACAAGGCCAAGUUUGAUGAACUAAUGAGACAGCUUGAGCUGAAGUUGCCUUUCAUCGACGCCUUGAUGCUCAUUCCACCUUAUCAGAAAUUUCUGAAGGAUGCUGUUCAGCAAAGAACCAGGGAAGCACAAGGGAUGGUAGUGUUGACUCGUGAGUGCAGUGCAAUCAUUCAGCGGAAGGUCAUCUCCGACAAAAAGGAAGAUCCGGGGAGUUUCACUUUGCCCUGCAUGUUGGGACCCCUAUCUUUCAAAAACAGCCUCUGCGAUCUAGGAUCAUCUGUCAGCCUCAUGCCUUUGUCUGUAGCAAAGAGACUGGGAUAUCACAAGUACCAAGCCUGCGGAAUCUCACUAGUCUUGGCAGAUAGAUCGAUAAGGUUACCAACUGGAAUGCUUGAAGACCUGCCUUUGAGGAUAGGGAAUGUAGAAAUCCCCACCGACUUCAUUGUGCUUGAGAUGGAUGAGGAACCAACAGAUCCAUUGAUACUAGGAAGGCCAUUCCUAGCUACAGCAAGAGCAAUGAUAGAUGUCUGUGAAGGAACAAUUGAGCUAAACUUGGGAAAGGACCUAAGGAUGAAGUUUGAUAUCAAGGAUACAAUGAGGAAACCAACUAUAGAAGGUCAGCUCUUUUAUGUUGAGGAAAUGGAUCAGUUGGCAGAUGAGCUUUUAGAAGAGUUAUCAACAGAGGAUCCCUACAAGUUGCUUUGA